AUGCUAUUUCUGCAACCGCUACUCGGCUUCGCGGCCGCGUGUGCCUCGCUGGCGCGGGCGGUCGAGUUGACUGGCUAUGAGUACAUCGUGGUCGGUUCCGGGGCUGGCGGCGGACCGCUCGCAGCCCGGCUCGCCCUGGCCGGACACAAGACACUGCUCAUCGAAGCCGGCGACGACCAGGGCGCCAACUUCAACUAUACCGUCCCGGCCUACAACGCGCGCAUGUCCGAGGACGAGCACGUUUCGUGGGAUUUCUUCGUGCGCCGCUAUGCCGACGAUGUCCGCCAGGCCCGCGACUGGAAAACCAGCUACGACACGCCGGACGGGGCCGUCUACACGGGCCUUGAGCCGCCCAAGGGGUCGACCAUGAAGGGGGUGCUGUACCCGCGGGCUGCAACCCUCGGCGGCUGCACUGCCCACAACGCCCUGAUCGCCGUCUACCCACACCAGUCCGACUUCCAGUACAUCGCAAGCCUGACUGGCGACGACUCGUGGUCGCCGGCCAACAUGCGGAAGUACUUUGUCCGUCUCGAGAACAAGCGCUAUCUCUCGGGCCUGCCCAAGGGCCACGGCUACGACGGUUGGUUGACGACCGAGACGGCGCCUCUGACCAUUCCACUGAAGGAUCCCCAGCUCCUGUCGGUGCUGCUGGGCGGUGCCUUUGCCCUCGGCAACAUCACCAACCAGGUGCUCAACAUUGGCACCCUGCUCGCCGGCGAUCUCAAUGCCGACUCGCUGCUGCGCGACCGGACGCCAGCUUACUAUCAGAUCCCCGCCAGCACCGACAACGGCGCCCGCACCGGCAGCCGGGAGAUUGUCGUCGCGGUGCGUGAUGCCCGGAACCCCGACGGCACCAAGAGGUAUCCUCUCGACGUGCGCCUCAACUGCCACGUCACCAGGGUUGUCUUUGACGAGUCUGUGAGACCCCCGCGUGCAACCGCCGUCGAGUUUCUCGACGGCGCCCACCUCUAUCGAGCAAGCCCGCGGAGCCAAGGGGCCAGCAGCAAGAGAAGCAGGGGCACUCCUGGGUCCGCCACGGCCUCGCGUGAAAUCAUCAUCGCCGGCGGCGCAUACAACUCGCCCCAGAUUCUGAAGCUUUCGGGGAUUGGCCCGGCCGCCGAGCUGGCCCGCUUCGGCAUCAAAGUCGUUGCCGACCUUGCCGGCGUCGGCACGAACCUGCAGGACCACUACGAGACGGCCGUCUUGGCCAAGGCGCCCCGGGACUGGCCGGCACUAGCCGGCUGCACCUGGGAGUUCGACGGCAUGCCCGACCCGUGUCUCGAGAGGUGGCAGCACCCGGUGCUCGGGGACCGCGGCACCUACGUGGCGGGAGGGCUCGUUGCCUCGAUGCUGUACAAGUCGUCGGUCACGACCGACGACAGCUACGACGUUUUUGUGUUUGGCGGACCCGUCCACUUCGUGGGCUACUACCCCGGCUAUAGCAUCGAGGCCACCGCCGAGCACGACUGGUGGACAUGGGCCAUUCUCAAGGCUCACCCUCGCAACACGGCCGGCCGCGUGGCUCUGCGCUCGGCCGAUCCGCUUGACGUGCCCGAGAUCUUGUACAACUACUUCGACUCGGGUUCGGGCGACUACCAGAAGGACCUGCAGGCCAUCUCCGAGGCCAUCGGCCUCGCGCGAGACGCCCUGCGCCGCCAGCCAGUCGAGACAAGCGAGCUUCUCCCGGGCGCCGACAAGAACACGCAGGCCGAGAUUGACCAGUAUAUCAAGGACGGGUCAUGGGGCCAUCAUGCAAGCUGCACCUGCCCCAUUGGCGCCGACGGAGACCCGAUGGCGGUGCUUGACUCGCGGUUCCGCGUGAGAAAGGUGCAGGGGCUGAGGGUGGUUGACGCGUCUGUCUUCCCGCGAAUCCCAGGCACCUUCACGGCCGUGUCGACCUACAUGGUGGCCGAGAAGGCAGCCGACGACAUUCUGGCAGGGCUGGCAGGGCUGGCAGGGCUGAAGAGAUAA
Lasiosphaeria miniovina is the source of this 1971-nucleotide messenger RNA. RefSeq lists its product as uncharacterized. Gene Ontology annotation, molecular function: oxidoreductase activity, acting on CH-OH group of donors; flavin adenine dinucleotide binding. The record is from RefSeq and is a predicted model, not a curated record. Lineage: Eukaryota; Fungi; Ascomycota; Sordariomycetes; Sordariales; Lasiosphaeriaceae. Bases 1 to 1971 code for a protein of 656 amino acids. The transcript has a single exon.